GCGGCGACUGCGAGGAUGGCGGCAGCCGCAGGCGGCGCCCCGCGGGCGCUCUCCCAGCGGGAGCAGGACAUCCAGAUGAUGCUGGCGGCCGACGUGCACCUCGGCACCAAGAACUGCGACUUCCAGAUGGAGCGCUACGUCUACAAGCGCCGAACCGACGGUAUCUACAUUAUCAACCUUGGCAAAACCUGGGAGAAGCUUCAGCUGGCUGCCAGAGUGAUUGUUGCCAUUGAGAACCCACAGGACAUUAUUGUGCAGUCUGCUAGGCCUUAUGGUCAGAGGGCCGUCCUCAAGUUUGCACAGCACACUGGUGCCAAUGCCAUUGCUGGUAGGCACACCCCUGGUACCUUCACUAACCAGAUGCAAACCACAUUCAGUGAGCCACGUCUUCUCAUCCUGACUGACCCCAGAACUGAUCAUCAGCCCAUCAAGGAGUCUGCUCUUGGCAACAUACCAACUAUAGCCUUCUGUGACACUGAUUCCCCUAUGCGCUAUGUUGAUAUUGGCAUUCCUGCCAACAACAAGGGAAAGCAGAGCAUUGGUUGCCUAUAUUGGCUACUUGCUAGGAUGGUUAUGCAGAUGCGUGGCACGAUUCUCCCAGGACAUAAGUGGGAUGUCAUGGUUGAUCUUUUCUUCUACAGAGAUCCAGAGGAAGCUAAGGAGGUGGAUGAAGAGGAGGCUCUAGUAGCUCCCGAAUACGGUGCCCCGGUAGUGGACAAUUGGGGUGAUCUUCCUGCCCUCUCCGCAGGGCCAGCUGGUGCUGAGUGGGGUGCUGCUGCUCCAGCUCCUGUAGCUGGAGAAGGUUGGGAUGCACCUGCCGUCCCUCUUCCUGCUGAUGCGGCUGUUGCUGCUGUCCCUGCUCCUGCCACUGGUUGGGAAGAAGGCAGUGCUCCGGCCCCCACUGGCUGGUAACAGGAUGUUCAGUGGGUGACACUCAAGGAGAGAAGAGUUACUUAACGUGUUGUUCGUAUUAGCAGAUCUGUUUUGGUAGCCCCCAGUUAUGGUACUGUGUAAUGUUAAGUGAGAAUCGAUUUUGAGCGUUUACUCAGCUGACACUGCGAUACGAUUCCUUGCUUGUUACCUUCCCGCAAUGCAUUUUUGGAUUGAAUGUAUGCCUUGCAACAUACUGAUGCGGUUUUCUGGUUGA
This is a messenger RNA of Lolium rigidum, 1147 nucleotides long. Its product is annotated as 40S ribosomal protein Sa-2-like. NCBI's taxonomy places the organism in Eukaryota, Viridiplantae, Streptophyta, Magnoliopsida, Poales, Poaceae. Gene Ontology annotation, molecular function: structural constituent of ribosome. Gene Ontology annotation, biological process: cytoplasmic translation; ribosomal small subunit assembly. Gene Ontology annotation, cellular component: cytosolic small ribosomal subunit; ribosome; 90S preribosome. The transcript is spliced from 5 exons. Bases 16 to 912 code for a protein of 298 amino acids. The record is from RefSeq and is a predicted model, not a curated record.